This is a messenger RNA of Momordica charantia (bitter melon), 2141 nucleotides long. RefSeq names its product two-pore potassium channel 3. Gene Ontology annotation, biological process: potassium ion transmembrane transport; stabilization of membrane potential. The record is from RefSeq and is a predicted model, not a curated record. NCBI's taxonomy places the organism in Eukaryota, Viridiplantae, Streptophyta, Magnoliopsida, Cucurbitales, Cucurbitaceae. Gene Ontology annotation, molecular function: outward rectifier potassium channel activity; potassium ion leak channel activity. Gene Ontology annotation, cellular component: plant-type vacuole membrane; plasma membrane.
AGAAGGGAAAUGAAAUUGGAUUCCCAAUCAUACGCUGUCUUCAUCCACAGGUUGCCAAUCAAUGCCAAUGCAUGCCAAUUGCAGAUGGCGCGUGAAAUGGGAUUCUUCUUCUUCUUCUCUCAACCUCUGAAUCGGAUCAUAUUUCUGUAUUCUCUGGAUCGUUAAUCUUACAGAGGAAGAUGUUGUAAUUGCUCUCUAAUGAAAUAAUUCAACUGGGCCUCUCAUUUUUUGAUCUUUUUGGUUCUCUCGAUGGUUUUCAGCUUCCGGGUCCCAUAAAAAACUUCUCUGUUCCAAAUUAACUCCCAUUUAAACUCUCGCUUUCCCCAACUCUUUGUCCGUUUAACUUGAAUUUCUUCGCUCAAAAUCGUAGCCUGGGCGAUUUCGUUUUGACCCUUUAUUGUGAUCAUUCUUCUGGUUCUGCAACUUCGCGGGUGCUGGCUGAAUCUCGGCCUCAGGGGUCAACCAUCGCUGUAUCCCAAUGGAGAAAGAGCCUCUUCUUCCGUAUCAGAGCCCAAGAGCGAAACUGCCACCACCGAUUCCUCUAUUAUGUCCGCUCCCUGAAAAUGACGAAAUUACUCUGCCUCUCACGCCCACGGAGUUCAAAGACCGCUUGAUUUUUGGACCUUCAUCUUCUCCGCAGGACGCUUCUCCCAUAUUCGACGCCUUGACGCUUUCUCUGUCCUCCUCAAGAUCCUCUCCUUCAUCUUCUCUAUAUGACCCAUCAACCCCUCUGGACCCUAAAUCCCAAUCCCAGUCCCAACAGGCUUGGCUUGUGGAUUCCAAUUACGCAUGGCCCAAAACCAACCUCCACCGCUCCAAAACCGCACCUGCCAUGGCGGUCAUCAACGAUGUCAACCAUUCGCAGGAGCGCAAGCCUCAAUUUGGUAACCAAUCUAUUAUCCGCCAAGCUGUUGUUCUUCUAAUUAUUUACCUGUCCUUGGGCGUGCUCAUCUAUUGGAUUAAUCUUGACAAUUUUACGGCUCACGAGACUCAUCCUGUGGUCGAUGCAUUGUACUUUUGCAUUGUGACAAUGUGCACCAUUGGGUAUGGAGAUAUUACGCCAAAUAGUACGGCGACGAAGCUGUUCUCGGUACUGUUCGUGUUGGUGGGAUUUGGGUUUAUUGAUAUAUUGCUCUCUGGAAUGGUCAGUUAUGUGCUUGAUUUGCAGGAGAGUUAUUUGUUAAGGAAUGUAAAGAGGGGGGUGCAGCGUGAGUCUGGAAAAUCCUAUAUAAUUGAUGUGAAGAAGGGAAGAAUGAGGAUUAGAAUGAAAGUGGCAUUGGCUUUAGGUGUUGUGAUUCUUUGUAUAGGAGUUGGGAUGGGUGUUAUGCAUUUUGUUGAGGACCUUGGGUGGCUGGAUUCGUUUUAUCUUUCGGUCAUGUCUGUGACAACGGUUGGGUAUGGUGAUCAGGCAUUUAAGUCACUGACAGGUCGUAUUUUUGCUUCAAUCUGGUUGCUUGUGUCGACCCUUGCUGUUGCUCGAGCAUUUCUUUAUUUAGCCGAGGCAAGAGUGGAUAAGCGGCAUAGGAUGAUGGCGAAAUGGAUACUUGGUCAGGAUAUGACUGUCUCUGAGUUUCUUGCUGCUGACAUUGACAACAAUGGCUUUGUGAGUAGGUCAGAAUAUGUGAUAUACAAGCUGAAGGAGAUGGGUAAGGUCUCAGAGAAGGAUGUCAUGCAGAUAUCUAAUAACUUUGACAGGCUAGACACUGGCAAAUGUGGGAAAAUUACACUGGCUGAUCUCUUGGAAAGUCAUCACUGACAUGGCGAAUAUAAAGCCAAUGAUUCCCUCGGCUUUUGGACUUGGACUCGGAAGACCACGAGUUUCAGAUCAUCAUAAAUUGAAGACAAUUUCAUCUUCUACUGGCAGAUAAGUAUAUGAAAUUGCAUAUAUCUGGGAUGUGCUGCAAAGGAAGUUAUGAAAGAGAGAGAGUUGCAUUUCCUGGAACAUUUUGUUUUUGCUCUAUUCAUCUGAUGAUUCUGUACAAAGUUUUGAUAGCAUAGGAAGUAUUCUUCUACAGGAACUAAAAGAUAAAUGUUUAAAUUUGUUGAACUGUAAUUUGUUUAUUGGUUUAUAUAUUUGUAUGUGAGCAUAUGGGAUGUUGCUCUUGAAUAUAAAUGUCCAUAGCUGCAUUUAUCUUUUUCAA